Messenger RNA from Trachemys scripta elegans, 2103 nucleotides. RefSeq names its product lysine acetyltransferase 5 (gene KAT5). Gene Ontology annotation, biological process: regulation of DNA-templated transcription. Gene Ontology annotation, molecular function: histone acetyltransferase activity. Bases 108 to 1679 code for a protein of 523 amino acids. NCBI's taxonomy places the organism in Eukaryota, Metazoa, Chordata, Testudines, Emydidae. The record is from RefSeq and is a predicted model, not a curated record. The transcript has 14 exons.
UGGGCCGGAAGUAACUAUGACAGACCGGAAGGGACCCUACGCGAUCCCGGAAGUGUCCCGGCGCGGGGAACGGAAGAGAAGGCCGCGCUCCCCGGCGAGCAUCCAAGAUGGCGGAGGUGGGGGAGGUAACCGAGGGCUGCCGCCUGCCCGUGUUGCGUCGCAACCAGGACAACGAAGAUGAAUGGCCUCUGGCUGAAAUCCUCAGUGUUAAGGACAUCAGUGGCCGGAAGCUUUUCUAUGUGCAUUACAUUGACUUUAACAAGCGUCUGGACGAAUGGGUGACCCAUGACCGGCUGGACCUGAAGAAGAUCCAGUUCCCCAAGAAGGAAGCCAAGACUCCCACCAAGAAUGGGCUGCCUGGCUCCCGGCCCAGCUCCCCAGAGCGGGAAGUGAGGAAGACCUUGGAUCUGUCUCUACAACCUGCCUCAACUCCAGCCAGCGGUAAAACCCUCCCCAUCCCAGUGCAGAUAACGCUCCGCUUUAACCUACCCAAGGAGAGGGAGGCUGUUCCCGGGGAGCCUGACCAACCCCUCUCCUCCAGCUCCUGUGUCCAGCCGAACCAUCGGACAACGAAGCGGAAGGUGGAGGUGGUUUCCCCAGCAACCCCCGUCCCUGCUUCCACAGAGACCACUCAAGCCUCUGUUUUCCCCCAGAACGGCUCAGCCAGGAGAGCAGUGGCUGCCCAGCCUGGCAGGAAGAGGAAAUCCAACUGCCUGGGCACAGAUGAGGACUCUCAGGACAGCUCUGAUGGCAUCCCCUCGGCCCCGCGCAUGACGGGCAGCCUCGUGUCAGACCGCAGCCACGACGACAUCAUCACACGCAUGAAGAACAUAGAAUGCAUCGAGCUGGGCCGGCACCGCCUGAAGCCCUGGUACUUCUCACCCUACCCGCAGGAGCUCACCACCCUGCCGGUGCUGUACCUCUGCGAGUUCUGCCUCAAAUACGUCAAGAGCCUCAAGUGCCUGCAGAGGCACCUAACUAAGUGCGACCUGCGGCACCCGCCUGGGAAUGAAAUCUACCGCAAAGGCACCAUCUCCUUCUUUGAGAUCGAUGGGCGCAAGAACAAGAGCUACUCACAGAACCUCUGCCUGCUGGCGAAGUGCUUCCUGGACCACAAGACCCUGUACUAUGACACUGACCCCUUCCUCUUCUACGUCAUGACAGAGUAUGACUGCAAGGGCUUCCACAUCGUGGGCUAUUUCUCCAAGGAGAAGGAGUCAACAGAAGACUACAAUGUGGCCUGCAUCUUGACCCUGCCCCCAUACCAGAGGCGAGGCUAUGGCAAGCUGCUUAUUGAAUUCAGCUACGAGCUCUCCAAGGUGGAAGGGAAGACGGGGACGCCAGAGAAGCCACUCUCAGACCUCGGGCUCCUCUCCUACCGCAGCUACUGGUCCCAGACCAUCUUGGAGAUCCUCAUGAACCUGAAGUCUGAGAACGGGGAGCGCCCACAGAUCACCAUCAAUGAAAUCAGUGAGAUCACCAGCAUCAAGAAGGAGGAUGUGAUCUCCACACUGCAGUACCUGAACCUCAUCAAUUACUACAAGGGCCAGUACAUUCUGACGCUCUCAGAGGACAUAGUGGACGGGCACGAACGGGCGAUGCUGAAGCGGAUCCUGCGCAUUGACUCCAAGUGUCUGCACUUCACACCCAAGGACUGGAGCAAGAGGGGCAAGUGGUGAGAGGCAGGGCCUGUCUGCCACCCACUCCCCCAUGGCCCUGGCAUGGGGCCUCACAGACAUCCAGCUAACGUGCAGCUCCUGGGAGUUUAUCCCAGGGCCAGGACAGACUGGGCAACAGCAUCUCCAAGGAUGAUCAUGUGCUCUGCCACAGGGCUAGGCUGGGGCUGCAUCGUUCGCCGGCCAUGGCUCGAGGUCCAUGGGAAGGGGCAGAGGCCCCCAUGCUGCUCUCCUUGUCUCAGCGCCAGGGUGAGGGCCCCAUUUGCGUGUAGGACUUGCAUCUUGCCAGGCCACCUUGAACAGUGUGGGCUGUGACUGAGGAGCCCAAAGGCUGAGAAUAGGUGGCCCUGGGCCCACAGCAGCUGGCCAGCAUUUGCAUUUCUCUGUCACUCGAUCUGAGUUUUUGAUAAAGAUCCUGGAACUAAAA